Messenger RNA from Ictalurus furcatus (blue catfish), 2728 nucleotides. RefSeq names its product selenophosphate synthetase 1 (gene sephs1). Gene Ontology annotation, biological process: L-selenocysteine biosynthetic process. The transcript is spliced from 9 exons. Gene Ontology annotation, cellular component: cytoplasm. The record is from RefSeq and is a predicted model, not a curated record. Gene Ontology annotation, molecular function: ATP binding; selenide, water dikinase activity. NCBI's taxonomy places the organism in Eukaryota, Metazoa, Chordata, Actinopteri, Siluriformes, Ictaluridae. The coding region runs from base 139 to 1317 and encodes 392 amino acids.
CCAAAGGCGCCCGUUUUGCCCGCUUUGCAUUGUGGGAGCGUUGCCUUUUCUUCUAUCGGGAGGCGCCGCUAAAGCGAAACCGCUGCUGUUCUCUAACACAUUGUGUGGACUGGUGCGGGCUCCAGUAAUCUCUCCACCAUGUCAGUGCGGGAGGCUUUUAAUCCAGAGAGUUACGAGUUGGACAAGAACUUCAGACUAACACGCUUCACAGAGCUUAAAGGGACCGGCUGCAAAGUCCCUCAGGAUGUGCUUCAGAAACUUCUGGAGUCGUUGCAGGAGAACCAUUAUCAGGAGGAUGAGCAGUUCCUCGGGGCAGUUAUGCCCAGACUGGGCAUCGGCAUGGACACCUGUGUGAUUCCUCUGAGACACGGUGGCCUUUCGCUAGUGCAGACCACAGACUACAUCUACCCUAUAGUGGACGACCCUUACAUGAUGGGCAGAGUUGCGUGUGCUAACGUCUUGAGUGACCUGUACGCUAUGGGAGUGACCGAGUGUGAUAACAUGUUGAUGUUGCUGGGCGUUAGUAACAAACUGUCCGAAAAGGAAAGGGACAAGGUGAUGCCGCUUAUUAUCCAAGGUUUUAAGGAUGCAGCAGAGGAGGCGGGCACCUCUGUGACCGGUGGUCAGACAGUUGUGAACCCCUGGAUCGUACUUGGAGGCGUGGCCACAACAGUCUGUCAACCUAACGAGUUCAUCAUGCCAGAUAAUGCAGUGCCAGGUGACGUGUUGGUUCUCACCAAACCUCUCGGCACUCAAGUAGCAGUCGCAGUGCAUCAGUGGCUGGACAUCCCAGAGAAAUGGAACAAGAUCAAGUUAGUAGUGACACAAGAGGAUGUGGAGCUAGCAUAUCAGGAGGCUAUGUUGAACAUGGCCAGACUCAACAGAACAGCGGCAGGUCUGAUGCACACGUUCAACGCACAUGCUGCCACAGACAUCACAGGCUUUGGUAUUUUGGGUCAUGCUCAGAACCUCGCAAGACAGCAGCGCAGCGAGGUCUCCUUCGUCAUCCACAACCUACCCGUCCUCGCCAAGAUGGCUGCCGUCAGCAAAGCCUGCGGGAACAUGUUCGGUUUAAUGCACGGCACCUGCCCCGAGACCUCAGGAGGCCUGCUGAUCUGUCUACCACGUGAACAAGCUGCUCGCUUCUGCGCCGAGAUCAAAUCUCCGAAAUACGGCGAGGGCCACCAGGCCUGGAUCAUCGGCAUCGUAGAGAAAGGCAACCGCACAGCUCGGAUCAUCGACAAACCCCGCAUCAUCGAGGUCGCGCCCCAGGUGGCCACGCAGAACGUCAACACCACCCCAGGAACUACAUCCUAAAGCUGAGCCCACAACUCCUGAACAUUUUAGCACGCUCUAGCACCACCACAGCGUAGAGAAACACACACCACCUGCCCACCAUGACCUUACGGCAAAUACUACAUGGACACACUUAAGAGUUUAAAAGAGUAACAGGGAAUUAAAGUCAAUCGUUUUUUUGUUUUUGUUUUUUCCAUUGUCUCGAUACGUUUUCUGUUACAAAAUGUUGCAGAAGCACCCGACUUUAAGGCAGCUUCUACAGUAAAUGAAGAGUAUGAUGAUAAUCUGAUACUGUUGAUUCAUUAUGAAUCUCUUCUGCUCCACUUCAAUUGGAAAUCGUGCCCCAGUCGACUCCUAAUGACCCACCGACAUGCGUACAUUGUAGCAAUAUAUAUUGUUUUGCUUUUGACGCUCCAUGUGCUAACAGUACUUCAGACUGUAGCUAAGAUGUUGAGCGAUAGAAAAAGUGACUUUCUUUUUUUUUCUACUUUCACUUUUGUACGAUAUGUCCCUGGACUAAUCAAAAUAAAGUGAGCCUUGCCUGGUUUGGGCUGAAAGUAUCAGAAGUAAUUAAACAACCGUCCCAUAUUUUUCAAGGUGUACCGUGUCAACCCAUAAUGGCAGUGUGUGGACAUUUUGUCAGCGAAUGUAAACAGUGGAGAUGCAGUUUAUAUAUUGUAGGACAUUCACUGUUUCGUACAGAAGUCAUUAAAUUCUUCUGUGAUAUAGUUGAGUUUUUAUAUUCUCUUAUGAAAUCCCCGUUAUACCCCCUCCCUCCCUCCCUCUCUCUCUCUCGCUCUCUCGCUCUCUUAUUCACCAACACCGACAUAUAUCUUUAUGCCCCCUAAAUAAAUCUGAUGUUUUUUUAAUUUCUUGGAAAUUUGUGCCUCUGUUUGUGUGUGAGGGGGGGAACAUAAUACUAUCUUAGAUCAUUGUAUGAAGCUGAUCUUUUCAUAGUAAUACUCCACAGCACAAGACUUCAACUAGUAGUGGGUGGUGUAAAAAAAAAAAAAAAAAAAAAAAAAUUUAAGCGUAGUACAUGACUUUUCCAAAGAACUGGUUUCAGGGGGGAAAAAAAACCUCCUUUAUUAUCUUUGCAAGCAAAGUUCUUCUGAGGCUGAUAUUGAUAUGUAGAGGAAAAUCUUUACAUCUUUACAUGUUCAGCUCAGUACAGAAAGUGUCAAACAUCCAUGAUUUAAUAAAGUAUGCAUAAAUGAAAUAGUGGAUUGCUAACCUAUAACCUGUCACCUGUUAGAGAAAUCAACGUGCUUAAUAACAUACAAAUAUUUACAAUUAUACAUCAAUUCUGUAUCAGCAUGUUACGCAAAGCUGCCAAAGUAUUGUGUAGGCCUGAUGCCACUAUUGAUUUUAUCGAAAUAUUUUAGCCCUAGUUUAUAUUUUUCUGAUGCUUAGAUUGAUAGAGAUGCAUUAA